This is a messenger RNA of Pelagomonas calceolata, 3701 nucleotides long. Lineage: Eukaryota; Pelagophyceae; Pelagomonadales; Pelagomonadaceae. The record is from the annotation of a GenBank genome assembly.
CAAAGCGCCGGUUGGCAGCGCUACGUCUUGUAGCGCACCACCGAAGGCUAGAAUUCGUACAGAACGGAGAUCAUACGCAACUGAUACGUGCGCAUACGCCAGACGCGCAACGGAGGCAGCCUCGCCAGGGAAGGAACCCACCCCUGGGCAGGGGGCAGCAGCAGCACGCCACCGCCGCGAAACAACGAUGGACGACGACUUCAACAGGUCCAUGCGCGAGUGCGAGGACCUGAUCGGGAGAUUGGCCCAGUUCGGCACGCAUUCACCGCUCAUCGAGUCGACGAACACGUUUCGCGAGAAGACCCAAGAGCGCCUCGCGCAGCUGCGAGCCAAGUUCCCGCGGCCGCCCGUCCAGGAACAACGAGCGCCCACCCCUCCACCUCCUCCAUCAAUAAGGAGCCGCCCGGACUGGCUCGCGCAGGCUACGGAACGAACCGCGCAAUCGCCGGAGUUCCGACAACUAUGCCGAGAGUUACUGUGGCGCGUGGAGUCGUCUUCAGAAGAUUUCGGGGAUCAAUCAUCCAUCCAAAGAUGCGCGACGUUGGACGACGCCUACGCGAAACUACAAAGGGAAAGUGCGGUCGCGGGCCAAUUCGAGGCCUUCGCCGCCGCGACGCUAGACAACGCGUUAGCCGAAAGAGCAGCUAUAUAUAGAUUGGAUGGGGCCGAAUCUUAUGUGGAUGCUUGUGAAAGGGAGGCGUCGGGGGCGAUCAUGGGCUUGCUCGACAGUCUACCGGGCGACGACGCGCCGGGAGCGCUUCGAGCGUUGGUGGGAAGAGCCCUACCGCAAGCUUUAAGAGAGCGAUUGUGGGCUCGAAGACUCACAGAUGUCAAAGUCGAACGCGAGUUCCGAGAAUCAAGAGGCGACUGGUCCGUGAGAUCCCCGCACGAGGCCGACAUCACAGCUUUCUGCGUGAAGGUGCUCUCGGACACGGACGGAGACAAGUUGUGUGUUGCGCGUUCAUCUUUCUCGUUUUUGGAUGCGAAGGCCCGCGAGUCUGGUGGCCCUUUGCCUUCGGACGUGUAUUGGUUAGCAAGACCGUUGCUCGAGGUGCUCGCGCUGGACGACGCCGUGCUCGCCUCGGCAGUUUCCAGUACACUAGAACGGGGCCUGGAGCCCGCCACCAAGCCGGAAGGCACGCUCGCCUUCGGCGACGAAUCGACAGAUAACCAAUCGGUGCUCGAGGGCGGCGCCGGCGCGGCCGCUUUAGCUUUGCGACUGGGCGUGCAGCGCAAGAACACGCAACGGUGGUGGGUUCCUAGAGAUUGGCUCCAGAGGUGUCGUUCUUUGCUUGUCGACUUAUGUCCCUCAUUAGCAAAGGCACUUCGCGUAGAGGAGGACACGGACGACGCGGAAAAUAUAGUAGCGAGGGCCAUCGGACGGUCCAUGCGCCGCGGGUUGAGUGACAUCCUGGCCACGGGCGUUUUACUGUUUGUCUGGGACCAGUGCGUUCUGACCUCAUUUGAUUUAGUAAUUCCGUACGCCGCGGCUUGUGUCUUAGCUCUAUUAGAUGAGCCGUUGCAGUUCUUUCUGCGCGACAACGACGACCCGCAAGUGCACGAGGCCCUCAUGCGCCUCGGGAAGGACCUGCCAUUGGUGGAUGUGGAGACGUGUUUCCGAAGAGUCGUCCCGAAGAUCGCGCCCGACGCGCGCGAGCUCACGGACGCUAUUAGUGCAAGACCGCCGCCCGGGUUGCUCGUCGAGGCGUCGCUGCCGGGCGCCGCCGCCUUGGGCGGCCUCGCGGACGUCGUCGUCGACGCGCUGGCGGACGGCGCGGGCUUCAGCAUGCACGGUAUCGUGUCCGGGUCCCGUUUGUUUACGUCGCGUCGAUGGCGUCUGAAACACGUCACGGAGGACGCUCACGCGGUCGCGACGCGAGCGACGACCCGCGACGAUGGCGUAUGCGCUGUACCGCCAUCGCGGCGACGAUCACACACCUACCCCACCGGCACGCCAUCGCCGCGACCACCGACACGCAGCACCCACGCCGUCGCCGCGCAGGCACGCUCCACUGUUUUUUGAGGAACCUGGACUGCCGGCUCGAGUGGUGCGAGGUCUUCCCGGCCAAAGACUCGUUACCGGACGUCGUGGAUCGGUUAUUGGCUUUACCGGCCAAUCGGAAGCGUAUCUUGAAGGCGCGGCAACAAUGGGGGGACCAGGGCGGCUUCGACUCGAGUUUGAGGGAGGCCUGCGCCGUCGCCGCCUGCCGCGCGCUGCCUGGAUUAGCCGCUUUAUAUGCGGGGAGCUACCCGGCGACGAUCCAAGAGUCACUGAAGGACAUCAUGAAAGAGUGCGUUCGGUUUUCAUUGCCCGUAAGAGCCGACGACGACGACAGGGACGGCGACGGCGUGAAAGAUGAGGUAGAAUACGAGCCCACGACGGGCGCUUUACUGGGAGAACACGUGCCGCAGGUUGAUGUACUACUAAGAAAGAACUCGAAGCCCCAGGACCCCGGCCUGGGACCCGGCUCGGCGCUGCUCCAAGCGGCGGGCAUCUUUGCCAUCAGGGCGGCCCCCGGUAGCUUGUGGCCCCACUACGCCCCGGGCCUCAUGCAUCUUGUGUAUCUCGCCUACAAUUCCCUAAGGGAGCAGCACCACCUCGCCGGCAUCGAGGAGUCGAAGCAGAAGGAGAUCGCCGCCGCCGAGAAGGCCAUCGACAACUGUCGGCGGGCCGAGGCGAAGAAGAAGGAAUUAGCACAGAAGGAAAGGGACUCCAUGAAUGCCCAGGAGCAGGCUAAGUUGGAUGAGCAAUAUAGAAAGGAAGCUCGGGAGCAGCAGAAGAAACGUAUUGAAGCUGCGGACGCCGCCGACGAGAAGGUCAAGGACGCGUUCCUGGCCUGCGUGAACGCGGCGAAGGAGUGCGGCGACACGUACAAGAAGUGUAGGGAGGCCUUCGAGGCCAAGGAACGAUGGCGCAAACAGCUUAUUGAUUCGUUGGUCGAGAGGGAGCAAAAGGCCGCGUUCAAGCAGGUCUUUGCGUCGCCGGCGGACGUCGCGGAGUAUUGCGCCGACGCUAAAAAAGCCAAGGCCUACGCGAAGAAAUUCGCGAAGUUCGAGAAGAGUAUCAGGAAGGCCUGGGGCAAGUCGCCGGACCUCAAGGAUCCGUACGUGCUGCCCGACGCGGGUGCGGUCGACGCGCUGAUUGAUCGGUGGCGGGGGCCGGGGGCGUAAAGGGUCAGUGUACUUUGUGUGUUUGAACGGGACAUCUGCGAGGCGCUCCGAGGGCAUAACUUUGCCGAGUUGCAUCGCCCGGCCAGUGGACCGAGCUCUCCUGCAUGGGGCACGGAUACGCUGCAGCGGCUCGAGAAGAUCAAGAUUGUAGGCAGCGGACCACGGCCGAGAUCGUCGCGGAGCUGUCGGGCGGCCCGAGCUGCAAGCUCGGCGCGAAGGCGCGCGCCCUUCUCGCCGCGUCGACGGCGCCGCACGCCUAUGUGCGCUUCGAGGUCGUCGAUUUCAACGGCAAGUCGCUCAGCAAGACCGUGCCUGCUCGCCACGCGGGCGAUCCCGUGGACCUCUACUCCGGCGCCAUCUCCAUGGGCGCCAACGCGCGCGUGCAAUGCUUCCCGGAGAAAGUGCGGGACGGCUGCCCGAACUGGCGCCUCCGCCCCGACUGGGCGACGUUGCAACGUUUACCGUGGGCGUCGUCCCCGGAGCGGGACGUCUUCCGCGUCUGCUGCGAGCAGGCCGCCGCGCCUACGCCG